This is a messenger RNA of Lecanosticta acicola, 840 nucleotides long. NCBI's taxonomy places the organism in Eukaryota, Fungi, Ascomycota, Dothideomycetes, Mycosphaerellales, Mycosphaerellaceae. The record is from the annotation of a GenBank genome assembly.
AUGGCACACAACCACACCAACCAUGGCAGGACCAACGAACGAACAACCCUCCUCGACAACACCACCACCACCAAACCCCCAAACCACUCACCCACAACCCGUCUCAAGACCCAUUUCACCUCCCCCGUCUCCCCCAACAAAGGCUACCUCGCCCUCCUCUUCUGCUACACCAUCACCGGCCUCCUCGACAGCAGCAGCGUCGCCACCUGGGGCUCCUUCGUCUCCAUGCAGACCGGCAACAGCAUCUAUCUCGGCUCCGGCCUCGUCGCGCCCCGCGAAUCCGACCGCUGGCUGCGCGCCCUCCUCUCCAUCUGCGCCUUCUGUCUCGGCGCCUUCGCCUUCGGCAGAUUCCACCGUGCCUGCGGCGGCCGCACCCGCUGGGUCAUCGUCGCCUCCUACCUCGCCCAGUUCCUCUUCGUCCUCGCCGCCGCCCUCGUCAUCCAGUACGACCCCCAAGAUUCGGAUCCGAAACUCCGCGCUCUGGAUCUCUGGACCGCGCUGCCGUUGGUCUUCCUCGCUUUCCAGGCCGCGGGGCAGGCGGUCAUCUCGAGGGUCUUGGGUUAUGGCGGGCUGACGAGCGUCGUGCUGACUUCGAUCUACUGUGAUUUGUUUUCGGAUGAGAAACUCCUGCUUUGGGCCGAGGCGGAUCCGCUGCGCAAUCAACGCGCUGCGGCGAUUGUGCUUUUACUUCUCGGGGCCAUGAUAGGUGGUCUGUGGGCUCAGAGUCCGAUUGGAUUACAGGGAGCGUUAUGGACGGCAGUCGGGUUCAAGGCCGUUCUGGUUGUGACCUGGUGUUUCUGGGCGUCGGACAAAGAAGAGGAUGAUGAGACGACAGAUUGA